Messenger RNA from Ailuropoda melanoleuca (giant panda), 4226 nucleotides. Its product is annotated as zinc finger protein 501. The record is from RefSeq and is a predicted model, not a curated record. Gene Ontology annotation, molecular function: RNA polymerase II cis-regulatory region sequence-specific DNA binding; DNA-binding transcription factor activity. The transcript is spliced from 3 exons. Gene Ontology annotation, biological process: regulation of transcription by RNA polymerase II. NCBI's taxonomy places the organism in Eukaryota, Metazoa, Chordata, Mammalia, Carnivora, Ursidae. The coding region runs from base 1694 to 3013 and encodes 439 amino acids.
AAAANAAAAAAAAAAAAACGAGCUGAGAAUGUACAAUGGGGGAAAGACUGUCUCUUCAGUAACUGAUGUUAGGAGAACGAGGCCGCGACCUGCAGAAAGCAUGAAACCACCUUCUCACAGCUCACAUAAAAGUCAGCUCUGUGGGUUACAUCCCCACGUGUAAGAUUUGAAACCAUACACUUCUUAGGACAAAAUAGAGGCAUUAAACUCAUGGACAUCGGCCUCAGCUAUGUUUUUGUGGAAUUAUCCCUUCAGUCCAGGGAAACAAAAGGAAAAAUAUAAAAUGGGGCAGAGGAACAUAAUAGACAUUUUCCCAAAGAAGAUACACAGAUGGCCACUUAGGCAGGUGAGAAGCUGCCCAAUGUCACUAGUCAUCAGGGACGUGGAAAUCAAAACCACAGUGCAAUAUCACCUCACAGCAGCCAGAACUGCUGGUGUCAAAAGGAAGAAGUAACAAGUGUUGGUGAGAAUGUGGAGAAAAGGAAACUCAUCUUUGCUGGUGGGAAGGUAUGUUGGUGCAGCCACGGUGAGGGAAAAAGUAUGGAGUUUCCACAAAACAGUAAACACAGACCAUAUGGUCCUUAAUUCGAUUUCUGGGUAGUUCACCUUAGGAAAAAACUAACACGAAAAGGUAUGUACGUGACCACGUUCACUGUGCUGUUCGUUACAAUACUCAACAUACGGAAGGAACCCACGUGUCCAUAGACAGAUGAAUGGAUAAUGAAGAUGUAUGACUACACACAAGGGACGGUUGCUCAGCCAUAUAAAAAGGAUAAAGUCUUGCCAUUUGUGACAACAUGGAUGGACCUAGGGGGUAUUCUUCCAAGUAAAUAAGUUGGAGAGAAAGACAAACACCAUAUUUUAUUUGUUUGUGUAAUCUAAGUAACAAAAUGAACGAGCAAUAAAAGGAAAACAGAGACUUUAAAGUAUAGAGAACAAAUCGGUGUUUACGAGAUUGGAAGGGGAAGGAGGGAUGGGUGAAACAGAUGAAGGGGACUAGCCGUACAGAGCUGCACCUGUUAAAUAUCAUGGGGGUGGUGCCUCGCUGGAUCUCACCCGCUCUGCCCCUCCCCACCCCGGGUACUCCCUGGCUCUCUCUCAACAUAAUAAGUAAAUAAGUCUUAAGUCAUGGGAAUGAAAAGUACAGCAGAGGGAAUAUGGUCAAUAAUACUGUAGUAGUUUUUUAUAGUGACAGUUGGUAAUUACACUUAGUGUGGUGGGCAUUUGUAAUGUAUAUAAUUGUCAAAUCACUAUGUUGUACACCUGACACUAAUAUUAUAGGUCAAUAUACUCCCACUAAAAAGAAAAAAAAAAAAAGAAAAGAAGCCCACACUCACCAUCGUCAAAGAAGUUGAACACUAAAUUUGUCCCAGUCAGGAUAGAAGGAGCACAUCGAGGCCUCAGUGGAGUGUUUCGCAGAAUGAGCUACCCAGUGGAGAGAAAACAGGCCUAUUUGCAAGAAAUGAUUCGUGUUCUGUUUUUGGAGAAAACUGGAAAUUUCAUAGCAGCGGAGAUCAGACCCAGACCCAGGAAGGGCAUUUGAGAAGUCAUUGGGCGGAGCCUGUCUGUGAGAGCAAUGAAGGUAAUCCGUGCGGAGAAACCGUAAACCAGACUACAGGUCUUACUGUGCUUGAGGAUUGUCCUGCUGGAGACAAAUCCUGUGAAUGUGCUAAGUGUAGGGAAGCCUUCAGAGAUGGUUCUUUCCCUGAGAAUCCAGGAACAUCUCAGCCUGGACACAAACCUAGUCCCUGUGCGGAAUGUGGGCCGGCCUGGCUGUGUCUUGAGCCACAGCCCUCAUGUUGACAUAGACCUUGUAGGGAAACCCUACGAACACCAGGACACUGGGACAGCGUCAAAGACAGACUUGAGUCUCGAUAGUAAAAUAUCUUUAGAGGGCAGGAAAUGUGGAGAAGCUUUCACUCACACCUCAUCCUUUCAGGGUGAUGUGCAAGGUCACUGUGGACAGAGUGUCCAUGUGUGUGACGUGUGUGGAAAAGCCUUUACAUAUAAUUCCGAUCUUACACAUGAUGUGAGAGCUCACAGUGGAGUGAAACCCAGUAAUUGUACAGACUGUGGGAAAGCCUACAUUUCCCUCUCAUACUCUCAAGAUUACUCAAGUAAUCAAACUGAGAAACGAAUUUUUGGAUGUGGGCAGUGUGGGAAAGCCUUCAGUCGUCAGGCCUACCUUCUAGUACAUGUGAGGACACACACUGGGGAGAGACCCUAUGAAUGUCCGCAAUGUGAGAAGACCUUCACAGAUGGUGGAAAUCUGCGAGAACAUGUGAGAACACACACGGGGGAGAGGCCAUAUGAAUGUCAGCAGUGUGGGAAGACCUUCAAGUAUAACUCAGGCCUCCGAGCACAUAUGAGGGCACACAAUGGGGAGAGACCCUAUAAAUGUCAGCACUGUGGGAAAGCCUUCACUGGUCACUAUUCCCUUCUAGUACAUGUGAGAACACACACAGGGGAAAGGCCCUAUGAAUGUGUGGAGUGUGGGAAAACUUUCCGGAAGUGUGAACAUUUUACCCGUCACCUGACCACGCACAGUACAGUAAAACCCUUUGAAUGUAAGGAGUGUGACAGAGCCUUCCGGGAUCGCACAGACCUUCGAAUACAUAUGAGGAGACACACUGGGGAAAGACCCUAUGAAUGUCAUCAAUGUGGGAAAUCCUUCAUACAUCUUGGAAAUCUGCAAGGACAUGUGAGAACGCACACAGGGGAGAGACCGUAUCAAUGUGAGCACUGUGGGAAGACCUUCAGGUAUAACUCAGACCUGCGAGAACACAUGAGGACGCACACUGGGGAGAGACCUUAUAAAUGUCCGCAGUGUGGGAAAGCCUUCAUUCGUCGCUACGCCCUUCUGGUACAUGUGAGAAGACAUACAGAGGGUGGACACGUGGAAUGUAAAGAGUGUGGGAAAGCAUACAAGUUUUCCUCAUCCCUUCGAGCGCAUAUGAAGAAACACGCUGGGGAGAGACCUUCACUAGUUGCCGCUCCCUUCAAGAACACGUGAGAAAUCACAGUGGACAGUAUCCCUUUGAAUCUAAGGACUCUGGUAAGACUUUCUAGUGUCCCAUACACCUGCAGGUACGUGUGAUGACACGGGGCAGAACUGUGUGAAUGUCCACACCCUGGAAAAGCCUUCAGUUGUCCCUCUUCCUUUUGAGGACGCGUGUGAAAGCACCGUGAUGUGAAACCCUGUGAAGUUAAGAAUCGUGGAAAUGCCUUCAGUUAUCUCAUCCGUCUGGGAGCACAGACACAAUGUGGGAAAGCACUUAAUACUCCCUAUAAAUGGUUUUUAAAAUGCAAGCCAAUACACUAGAGAUGAGCCUGAAUGGACACAAUUUUAGGAAAACUUCCAGUAUUUAACUUCAUGUGUUUUGUUCAUGAAAAUUCUGACAGGACAGAGAUCGUUUCAUUGUUAUAAACAUGGCGUUGUUUUUGCAAGUGCCUCUUCCUUAAUAGAGACGCGAAGUGUCCUAAUUCCUAGUUCAUGUCACUGAUAUGAACACUAAUCCUGGUAAGUGUCCUCCUUUGUCCUCUACAUCUGUACAACAUACACUUUGUUAUCUCAGACUUGAAGGAAUCACGUGGUUACGUAUAACAUGUCUUUUUUCCAUUACAAUGUCUCUUGGACCCAGAGGUGAUAAGAAUCUGUCUGUUUGGGGCAGGAGGAAGAUACAUACAACUUCAUAUAAUUUUAGAAAAGGAUUUCUUGGAUUAUACAUUCCAAAAUGUUCCUAGUGUAUGAUCAUGACAUGAAACUUGUACUGUUGAACGUUCUUUUCUGUUGUGUGUUGUGGAUACUGGCAUUUCCUGAUUCUGUAUUACCUCUUCUUUUCAGUCUUCAGUAUUGAAAGCUAUAUUUUCAGGGGGCCUGGGUGACACAGUUGGUUAAUGUAUCCAACUCUUUGGUUUCAGCUCAGAUCGUGAUCUCAGGGUUGUGAGAUCGAGCCCCACAUCAGCUUCGUGCUCAGCUCGGAGUAUGCUUGAGAUUCUCUCUUCCUCUCCCUCUGCCCCCUCCCCCCCAAAAUAAAUAAAUAAAUCUUAAAAAAGAAAGAUAUUUUCACUUCAGUUCUCUCUUUUCAUUGAAUGAAUAAUUGUUAAAAUUCUCAUAUUGGGGGGGCGCCUAGGUGGCUUAGUCGUUAAGCGUCUGCCUUCGGCUCAGGGCGUGAUCCCAGCAUUCUGGGAUCGAACCCCACAUCAGGCUGCUCUGCUGGGAGCCU